Molecule: messenger RNA, 1486 nt
Organism: Lacerta agilis (Sand lizard)
Lineage: Eukaryota; Metazoa; Chordata; Lepidosauria; Squamata; Lacertidae
Gene: IFNAR2
Product: interferon alpha and beta receptor subunit 2
Exons: 5
Coding region: 24-1337 (437 amino acids)
Molecular function (GO): interleukin-22 receptor activity; protein binding
Source: RefSeq, a predicted model, not a curated record
UUUAAAGUUCUCCAACACCAAACAUGAAGAUUGUCACGGAGUGUUCCAAUAUCACACGUUCAUUCUGUAACUUGACAAAAGAGUUUACAGAUCCCAAUGAGUCAUACAAGAUUAUAGUGGAGCCGGUCACAGAAAAUGGAGUAAAUUCUUCAGCUAUCUAUUUCAAUCCAUAUUUUGACACAUGCAUAAAAUCACCCCGGUUUGAGAUUUCUGCUUGUCCAAGCUGCGCAAAUGUGACAGUGGAACUUUCAGCCUCGUUACUUCAAGUAUACCAAGAGCUUGAUUAUACAGUCACAGUGAUAAGAGACAAUGUCAAGGAAAAGCGUGUUGUCAAUACAACCAGACAAGAGAGUUUCCAUACUGUCAUUGGAGAUUUGAGUUUCAAUACAAAUUAUUGUAUUGCUGUUGAUGUGAAAACAAGUCUAAAUAACCAGUGCACUCCGUCUGUCCCAAAAUGCAUUAUCCUCGGCUCCAAUCAUAUACCAGUUUAUCUUACAGGUCAUAUUAUAUUACCAGCAUUGUUUGGCAUAUUAUUGCCGUUGGCAGUAGUACUCACUCUAUUUGUCCUAUAUAAAAUCGGUGUUAUUUGCUUAAGAUGGAGGAAAUGGCCAAGAGUCUUGAGCAUCACACCAAAAUUAGACUAUUUCCUUUUUAAAUCAGAACCGGAAGAAGUACACACCGUCCAGGUCACCCAACAAAGUAAAAAAAAAGUAUGUGGAUACAAUUCCGAUGAAGAGGACAGUGAAAGUGUUGCUGGAAAUGAUGAUUUAUAUGCUGCACGUGUUUUUUUGGGCCAGACUUCAAAGUCCUGCUCGCAGGAGGACAAUGCAGAGCCACCGUCCCUAGACUGCUCAUCCACCACAAGUAAAAUAGCUGACCCCCAGGAUGAUAAAACAGAAAACCUUCUGCUCAUAGGCUGCUCUUCUGCUACAAGUGAAAUGCCUAAACCUGCAGAUGCUGAAGCAGAAAACCUUCAGAAUGAUAUUAGCCCAACAAUUCAAAUACUCCAUCCCUCUCCUGAAGUGGACUCCACUAAUGAGCCAGACCUGGAGUGCAGCAGCUGUUCCAACGUAAACUUAAAUACUGUGGUGCUAGGAAUAUCUGGCAAAAAUGUGAAUGCUUCUGCAACACUAAGCUCUUUUCAAGAGAAGGCUGCGGACUCGAAAGAGUUGUGUGUUUCUGACCCAUUUGAACCAAAACAUUUCACUGAUGUGCUAGAAAUGCAGAACUCUGACAUUCAUAACCUCUCAUGUUCCUGGCAGAAUUCUGAUGGGUCUGGAGAAAGUGAGUCAUCGGAUUCAGAAACAGACUGUGUCGGUGAAUACAUGAGCAGAUGAAUCAAAGAUGAAUAAAAGAAUAGCAUCUUCCUGUACGAUAUGUAUUCCUAUGUCAAGGGACUGGGUGGAUCUUCUAUCUAAUGCUAUCAGUAUUGUACAAGUACAUAUGAAAAUGCAGCACUGUUGUGAAUUCCCACAGCAUUAAUAUC